This is a messenger RNA of Penicillium odoratum, 1503 nucleotides long. RefSeq lists its product as uncharacterized. Gene Ontology annotation, biological process: transmembrane transport. NCBI's taxonomy places the organism in Eukaryota, Fungi, Ascomycota, Eurotiomycetes, Eurotiales, Aspergillaceae. The coding region runs from base 1 to 1503 and encodes 500 amino acids. The record is from RefSeq and is a predicted model, not a curated record. The transcript has 3 exons. Gene Ontology annotation, molecular function: transmembrane transporter activity.
AUGGCUGAUAUGGAGAACUCAAAGUCUGCCCAGGAUGGCCUGGAAGUUCGCUCUGCUACUUACUCUGUCGAUGAGCCCCCUCGUCCCGCUGGAUGGAUGUACAGACCUCUACGCAUUGGUGGAUUCACCACUUGGUAUGCCUCUCCUGGCUUCCAGCUGGUAAUGGUCGCCUUUGUAUGCUUCAUGUGUCCAGGAAUGUUUAAUGCGCUUGGUGGCCUCGGUGGAGGUGGAAGGAUUGAUCCCACUUUGGGUGAUAACAUGAACACUGCACUCUACAGUACUUUUGCCGUCAUUGGCUUCUUCGCGGGAACUUUCGUCAAUCGCAUUGGCGUUCGCUUCGCUCUUUCGUUUGGUGGCAUUGGUUAUUGUAUUUAUGCUAUCAGUCUGCUGGUGUCCAUGCAUAAAAAUGUCGAUGGGUUCAAUAUCUUUGCGGGUGCUCUACUGGGUGUUUGCGCUGGUUUGCUGUGGGCUGCUCAGGGUGCCAUCAUGAUGUCUUAUCCUCCUGAGCAAAAGAAGGGCCAUUACUUUGCGUGGUUUUGGGCGAUCUUCAACGUUGGCGCAUGUAUUGGAGCCUUGAUCCCCCUUGGCCAGAAUAUCCAUGUCACGGUUAAGAAAGACGUUAACGAUGGUACCUACAUCGGAUUCAUCGUGCUCAUGGCUUUCGGCGCUGUCCUCGCCCUGUUUAUUUGCGAUGCAGACAAGAUCGUGCGCCCAGAUGGCUCUCGCGUGAUUCUGAUGAAGAGCCCCACCUGGAAAACAGAGAUUAUCGGUCUGUGGGAGACUAUUAGCCAUCAGCCGUUCAUUGUCCUGCUCUUCCCGAUGUUCUGGUCCUCCAACUGGUUCUACACCUACCAGAUGAACAGCGUCAACAGUGCCUAUUUCAACACUCGCACCAAGUCUCUCAACAAUUUCCUGUAUUGGUUUGCCCAGAUUGUGGCGGCUGCCAUUAUCGGGCCGCUGCUUGACAUCAAGUCUGUUCGCCGCAGUACCCGUGCGCGUAUUGCCCUUGUUGUUUUGUUUGUUCUUACCAUGGCUAUCUGGGGCGGUGGCUAUGUCUGGCAGAAGGGGUACACCCGUGAGACCGUUGCCGAUGUCAACUUCAAGGCCUGGGACUGGACGACCCCCGGAUUUGAGGGCCCCAUGUUCUUGUAUUUCUUCUACGGGUUCUACGAUGCAGUUUGGCAGGGUACCGUGUACUGGCUGAUGGGCGCUCUUGGUAACUCCGGUCGCAAGCUCGCUAAUUUGGCCGGUUUCUACAAGGGUCUGCAGUCUGCCGGUGCCGCCGUGAUGUGGUCCCUGGAUGGACAGCAAAAAAUCCCCUACAUGAGCGAGUUUGCUUCCAACUGGGGUCUCCUCUGUGGCUCGCUUCUGUUUGCUGCACCGGUUAUCAUCUUCAAGAUCAAGGACUCGGUUCCGAUCGAGGAGGAUCUCGAGGGUACCGGUGAGACUCUUGAGGAUGUUCUUCCGCCUGGUGCGAUUGAGAAGAAGGCCAUGCACAACUGA